Wickerhamiella sorbophila is the source of this 1191-nucleotide messenger RNA. RefSeq lists its product as hypothetical. The transcript has a single exon. Bases 1 to 1191 code for a protein of 396 amino acids. Gene Ontology annotation, cellular component: fungal-type cell wall. Lineage: Eukaryota; Fungi; Ascomycota; Dipodascomycetes; Dipodascales; Trichomonascaceae. Gene Ontology annotation, molecular function: structural constituent of cell wall. The record is from RefSeq and is a predicted model, not a curated record. Gene Ontology annotation, biological process: fungal-type cell wall organization.
AUGGAUCUUUCGUCUGCUGCUUUGAGUUUGGUCGACGCUGUUCACCUCCUUGCAGACACCACCUCUACUGCAACCGUCUAUGUGACCGCGUACACGACUUUCAUUGCCCAACCAACUACAUUCACUUUCAACGAUGCUACAUACACUGUGACAGGACCUACUACGUUGACAAUCACUGAUUGUCCUUGCACUCUUGCUGGAACUGCCGCACCGGCCCAGACUUCUGCACCCUCAUCGUCAGGUUCUGUGUCUGCUUCAUUGUCUGCUUCUGAUCCCGCUGCGUCGUCCGCUUCUGCUCCCGCUGCGUCGUCCGCUUCUGCUCCCGUUGCAUCGUCAGGUUCUGUGUCUGCUGCAUCGUCCGCUUCUGCUCCCGCUGCAUCGUCAGCUUCUGCCCCCGCUGCAUCGUCAGCUUCUGCCCCCGCUGCAUCGUCAGCUUCUGCCCCCGCUACAUCGUCAGCUUCUGCUCCCCCUGCAUCGUCAGCUUCUGUGUCCGCAGCAUCGUCUGCCCCUGCGUCAAUCGAAGCCACUGCAACAUCCCCUCCUUCCUCUUCUGCUCCCGCUGCAUCGUCAGGUCCUGGGUCCGCAGCAUCGUCUGCGACAUCCGUCCCUUCCUCUUCUGCAAACGAGGAAAUUGUUACGGUGACCACGUUAUUUACCACCUACUGUCCCGAACCCACGACGUUUGUGUACAAUAACCAAACCUACACCGUCACUGAGGCCACGACAUUGACCAUUACCAGCUGCCCUGAGUCUGACGUUACCAUCACUACCACGGUUUGCCCCGAGACAAAGGGACCCGUCAACUCCUCCACAGCUCCUCAACCGCCUGCCACUUCUACUAAGGCUCGUCCCUCCCCCACCACUACCUGCACCACCCCUCAGCCCAAGCCUAAUACCUCGAAACCUGUACCCGGACCUGCGUCCACUUCUUGUGAAACUGCACCUGCUCCUGCCACCACUUCACCUGAAUCCUCGCCCCCACCCGCGACCUCUGCUGCGCCUGGAACUUCAGAGUCCUGCAUUGAACGACCAUCCUCUGCAGCUCCUCCCGUGGUUGUUUCCAGUUCCGCUCCUGCGGUGGUUCCUGUUCCUUCUGCUUAUGGAACCGCUGUUGUUCCCGCGAAUGCUGCUAGUGCCCGAUUUGUCGGUGCCAGCACUCUUAUCGCGGCUGUCGUCGCAUAUUUACUGUAA